UGCGUCCCACAGGCGCAGCACUGGGGGUCUGGUUGGGGGGUUGUGCCUGUUUUCAUCCACAGCAUCACCAGGUGGGGGGUAGCAAGGUAACGCCCGCCCUGGCGUAGGUCUCAGCUGUGCAUAGAGUGAUGGGAGGCAGCAGAUAUGCAGUGGCACCUUCCCUUCCUCUCUACCCGCUCCCUGGGUGUGAAUUCCAGCAGAUUGCCUUCGUAUAAAUGCAAAUAAAACAGUAAAUGGGAGCUUUUCCUUUUUCAGUCAAUAGAAGGAGAAGGAAAUGAGCCACCAUGUCUGAGGGCAGCAAGGGGAGCUCGCUGGCCUUUGGCCAGGUGGUGAUCGGGCCUCCAGGCUCUGGGAAGACGACCUACUGCCAUGGCAUGCAGGAGUUCAUGGGCAGGAUCGGGCGCAAAGUGACGGUGGUGAACCUGGACCCUGCCAAUGAGGCGAUGCCCUACCAGUGUGCUGUGGACAUCUCUGAGCUCAUCACCUUGCCCGACGUGAUGGAGAACUUGAAACUGGGACCCAACGGGGGGUUGAUCUACUGCAUGGAGUACCUGGAGGCCAACUUCGACUGGCUGCAGGAGAAGCUGGCUGCGUUCAGGGGUCACUACUACUUGUUUGACUGCCCAGGGCAGGUAGAGCUCUACACUCAUCACGAUGCCCUGAAGAACGUCUUCACGCAGUUGGCCAAGUGGAAUUUCAGGCUGGCUGCGGUACAUUUGGUGGAUUCUCACUACUGUACAGACCCUGGCAAGUUCAUCUCCGUUCUCUGCACCUCGCUCUCCACCAUGCUGCACGUGGAACUGCCCCAUGUCAACGUCCUCUCCAAGAUGGACCUGAUCGAGCAAUACGGCAAGCUGGCUUUCAACCUGGAUUAUUACACGGAGGUCCUGGACCUCUCUUACUUGGUUGACCAUUUAGCUUCUGACCCCUUCUUCAGAAAUUACCGCCGACUCAAUGAGAAGCUGGUGGAGGUGAUCGAGGACUACAGCCUGGUGUCCUUUGUUCCCCUCAACGUCCAGGAUAAGGAGAGCAUGCGGCAGGUGAUGCAGGCGGUGGACAAAGCCAACGGCUAUUCCUUUGGAGACCAGGAGCAGAGGAGCUUGGAAGCUCUGAUGUCAGCAGCAGUGGGAGCCGAUUUCCACUUCACUUCCACACUUGCAGUGCAGGAGAAGUAUGUGCAAUCUCAGGACAAAGCCCUGGAAGAAGAAGUGAUGGAUCUGUAACACACCCACCUCUUCCACAGCUGCUCUCGGUUUUGAUGCCUCUCCUUUUCCUACCAGGAGCUUAAGGGAUCUCCGUGUCCUGUGACUCAGACCAAGUGAAAGCUUUUCCAGGCAGAGAUCUGGCUGCUGGACUCCCUCUGGUGCUUCAGCCCCGCUGCACAGAGCAGCUUUUUUGCAGAAGGGCAAUGACUGAGUGCAAGGCAAGCCGGGUCUUUCCUUAGGAACAGGAGAGAUCUAGCUGGGUGAAGGCAUGGUUAGCAGGAGAGGAGAAGCAAGAGAAAGGAGAUCGGCCUUCACCGAGGCUCCUCCUCCCCAUCCUGACCAAGAGCCAGAGAAAGAAAAAUCAGUUUGAGCAGUGAGACUUGAGACAAAAGUUUUUGGUUUACUGCAUAGGAGGAGUGUGCGUGGGCCUCGUACUCAGGUGUAUUCAGGCUAAGAAGCCUCCAGUCUGUCUCAAGGAGGACAGAAAGAUGGUUGUUUUGGUUUGUUUUUUUUAAAUAAUGAGGGACUCUUUCUUAAUAAAACACUCCUUUGUCUCGCUUUCAUCUUGCGAGUUUGCUGAACCUGAAUAAAUAAAACCAAGAGUGCUGCAAAGCCCAAGGCUAAAAAGCCUCUGGUGGGAACGUCACAGCAGCUGGCGCGUUGUGUACUUUGCAGAAAGGCUCCGUGUUUGCGACGUCGUGUUCCUGUGUGAUCUCCCUGAGAACAGACAAAGCGUUUGCUGGAGGGAGCGAGGAAGAGCGACUGUGGGACAUGAAAGCAGGUCACUCCUCAUGCCCACUUAUCCAGGGGCUGAGCGCUGGUGGUUGGAGUGCACGCAGUGCGUGCUGACGGCGGCGUGCAAACUGCAAGCUCGGCUUUUUCAGGGUUUUGAUUAAGAAAGACCCUGUGUUACUCAGCAGGAGGUUGGAGCGCAUCGUUUGCAUGUGGAGCCUUUCCCAGCACCUGGCUUCUCUGCCCUCUUCCACCUUCCCUUUUCUGGGCUUGCUUUCCCCCGAUCCCAAAUCCUAGGGCUUCCCCUCCUUCCCAUGCGAUUCCCUCUCGCCAGCCCACUGCAGCUCCUGACCGCGACGGCAGCGGCUCCCAGCCUCCCAGGGAUGGGGAGGGUCCCA
Egretta garzetta (little egret) is the source of this 2335-nucleotide messenger RNA. RefSeq names its product GPN-loop GTPase 2 (gene GPN2). The record is from RefSeq and is a predicted model, not a curated record. Bases 285 to 1223 code for a protein of 312 amino acids. NCBI's taxonomy places the organism in Eukaryota, Metazoa, Chordata, Aves, Pelecaniformes, Ardeidae. Gene Ontology annotation, cellular component: cytoplasm. Gene Ontology annotation, molecular function: GTPase activity. The transcript has 5 exons.